Messenger RNA from Spodoptera frugiperda (fall armyworm), 2929 nucleotides. RefSeq names its product putative ferric-chelate reductase 1 homolog. Gene Ontology annotation, molecular function: oxidoreductase activity, acting on metal ions. The transcript has 12 exons. The record is from RefSeq and is a predicted model, not a curated record. Lineage: Eukaryota; Metazoa; Arthropoda; Insecta; Lepidoptera; Noctuidae. The coding region runs from base 395 to 2314 and encodes 639 amino acids.
GGUGCGCGGCCGCGUCUCGCGCCGACAACUCCAUUCAUCCGCCAGUUGCGAAAGGCAGUCCGAGUGAGACGCACGCGACGCUGCGGCUCCGGUCAAUACAAACAACUUUAAAACACAACAAAAACUAUCCCGCGAAUAAUUAAUUAGACGAACACAGUGAUAACUUUUAGUACAACCGAGUCGAAUCUACAGCUUGUAAUAAGCGACGAUUAUUUACUUAUUACAGUUAAGUUCGCUAAAAACAAACUUGCAGUGUCUCGUGUGAAAUCGUUGUGAGUUUUUUGUGUGAAAUAAUUUAUUUGGUUCACGAUCAGUGUUUAGAAACUAUCCUGCAUUGUUGUGGAGGCGCAUUCCUUGGACUAACCUCGGCCGACCGGUUAUUUAAACAGUCAUAAUGUUGCCGAGGAAAAGAAGUGUGAUGCUGCUCAGCAUUCUAGUCGCGAUGGUGAUCCACCAGACAGAACAGUAUGGCUCCGGGGCUCCUUCAGGGGCCUGUAUAGACCAGACACCGCGACACGAGUCGAUCCCGGCGCAGUCUUCCACUCCCCCCUACAUCAUCCUGACGUCGACUGCACAAGUGAGGCAGGGGGACACGCUGCAGGUGACAGUCGGCAGUCCCGCGGGGGCUCCGCUGCCCAUUGGAGGGUUCAUCCUACAGGCUCGGCAGAUACAGAACCCAGACGUGAUAGUGGGCAAGUUUGUAGGCGUUCCAGACUCGAGUCUGACACACGUGACCACGUGCAGCAACCCCAACGACACGGUGACUCACUCCUCGCCCGAGGAUAAACCUGCCAUGACCUUCCAAUGGCAAGCGCCCACAGACUUCCUUGGAGGCAUCGAGUUCAGAGCGACCGUGGCCCAAAGCUACGCGACUUUCUGGAAGAACGUGGAGUCUCCCCUAGUAGAAGUUGUGACUCCGGACACCGUCACCAGCGCGCCCGCCGCCGCGCCAGCCACCACCAGGGCCACGCAACCACCGCCCGUCAUUCUAGAGAGCAAGCCAAAACAAGAAGCAGCUCCCCUCGACGUGGUCUACCAGGGCUGUGCUGACACUAAACUAUGCUUUGGAGUACCACAGAACUGCGUUACCAAAGGCGACUGCAAGGCCGUACUAGCAGUAUUCGUUUCUGGAGACCGAUACACGUUCGAACUGCAGGCCGUUGGCAACCCUAAGUACGUAGCAGCUGGUCUAAGUACUGACAACAAGAUGGGUGACGACAGCGCCAUGGAAUGUGUGAGGAAUGACAAUGGGAGAGUGAGUCUGUUCACUUCGUGGACUUAUCCUAAGGUUGAUCCCUAUGUGAGCCGGUCCGACUCCCCUCAAGAGAUCGUCCAGCUGCAGGAGUCGUCUGUGAUCGAUGGCAAGCUGUACUGCAAGUUCAAACGAGACGUGGUGUCUGUCGUGCAAGGGAAGACGUUCGACCUCGCCAACACUAUGUACAACUUGAUGGUGGUCGCCGGCAGCGAGAUGAAGGAUGCGAACCGCGUGGGUUUCCACGACCUGGCGUAUGAAGCGACCGGAGCUCCGAUGUCGCUGGCUACAGUCGGCACCGCGGCCGCAAGCUCCAAGCUACUGCUCAAACUACACGGCAGCUUCAUGUUGCUCGCUUGGCUGGGCACUGCGUCGCUUGGCAUUCUACUGGCUCGCUACUUCAGGCAGACUUGGGUCGGCAAGCAGCUCGGCGGCAAGGAUAUCUGGUUUGCUUACCAUCGCAUCUUCAUGGUGUUGACGUGGCUGCUGACGGUGGUCGGGUUCAUCCUGAUCCUGGUCGAGGUGGGCGGCUGGUCCACUACCGGAGACAACCCUCACGCCAUCACCGGCAUCGUCACCGUUAUCCUGUGCUUCAUACAGCCUAUUGGUGCAUACUUCAGGCCGCACCCGGGCACUAAGACGAGGCCGAUCUUCAACUGGGCGCAUUGGCUGCUCGGGAACUCCGCUCACAUUCUAGGAAUCGUGACGAUCUUCUUCGCGGUGUACCUGCAGAAGGCGGAGCUGCCCUCGUGGAGCGUGUACAUCCUCGCCGCCUUCGUCGCCUUCCACGUCAUCAUGCAUCUCGUGCUCACUUUGACGGUGUGUGUGUCGGACGGACGCAUCAGCAACGGGCGUAUCAACGCGUUCCCCAUGAAGGACAUGCUCGGCCAGACGCGGCAGGCCACGCAGGUCGACCGCAGUACCGACGCACCGUUCUCAAGCUUCAGACGGCUGCUCCUUGGUGUCUACACGCCCAUAGUGCUGAUAUUCGCGAUCGCCAUGGUCUGUCUCGUGGCCCUAGCGCCCAUCACUGAAGUAUACGACACCAUCAUGGGAGCUUGAAUCAUAGAGUAACAACCAAAUGAUAUUGUACUAAUUUUAAAAUUACAAGGAUGGAUGUGGCUUUAAACAUAUUUUAAGUAAAAACUUGUUCUGCACUGCAAGGGAUUUAAUCAAUUUAUGAAGGGACCGGUUUUAAUCAAUCAGAAUAUCAGUAAAAUAUAAUCAGGAAUAAUUUAAGGCUAACGUUUUAUUUAUGACCGAAAAUUGAAAUUCUAUGUACCUAUAGAAGUUUGAAAAUAUAAAGGACUCUUAACUGGAUUGUGGACGUACAUAUACAAAGAAAUAAAUAAGUUAUUGACGAUUCCAUUCCAUCCAAUUUUGGACGUCCCAUAGUCCAGGGUACAAUUUUAAGGUUAACGACCAUUUUUCAUAACAGGUUUAAAAUGUGUUUUUUGUGAAAUAAUGUUUACUAUUGACUCACUGUUUGUAAAAUUAUCAUUACAAUAUAGGUAUCUAGUUAAAGUACAGAGAUAACUACUCCGUCCAUUCGUAUGAUAAGGAUAAUUGUAGUUAGCUAUAUCAAGCUGUUGUGUGUGUAAUAUUUAAUUAAUUUAAUCAAUCGAUCUAAGAUAACAAUGUAAAUAUAGUUGGAGAAUUAAAUCUUUAAUAAUAAGA